This is a messenger RNA of Salvelinus sp. IW2-2015, 2106 nucleotides long. RefSeq names its product cytotoxic and regulatory T-cell molecule-like. Gene Ontology annotation, molecular function: signaling receptor binding. Lineage: Eukaryota; Metazoa; Chordata; Actinopteri; Salmoniformes; Salmonidae. Gene Ontology annotation, cellular component: plasma membrane. Gene Ontology annotation, biological process: positive regulation of natural killer cell mediated cytotoxicity directed against tumor cell target; cell recognition; detection of tumor cell. The record is from RefSeq and is a predicted model, not a curated record.
AAUCUGACAGUCAAGAUGCCACUAAAGCUGCAGCUUUGCUUCCUAGUCUUGUUUGUAAGGGGAUCCGUUGCAGUGCAACAUAUGACCGUGAUGGAGGGUGAGACUCUAACCAUUAAGUGUCGCAUUAGAAAUGCCCACAGGAGCCACGUGGAAUGGAAGAAUCCUAACGGGCAUGUGAUGUUUUUCAAUGACCAUAAGGCCCUGAGGAAUAAGCGCUACAAGAUAAUCAACUUGUCCGAGUCCGAUUUUUCAGUCAGUGUGUCUGAUGUCACCUUCAAAGAUGGAGGCCUCUACACAUGUUUACAUUACACAAAAGUGCCUGUAGUGAAAUCAGUUACCGUGACAGUUUUGGGUAUGCCAAAAUUGGAGAUAACAGAACACAAUGGAAAGACUACCAUCAAAUGUUCUGCAGUGGGAAAUAGCCAUCCUCCCAAAAUUUCAUGGCUUUUGGGGAGUGGGUUAGAAAUUGAUGCUCAGCCUCAGUCCCAGUAUCUUUUGGAAAAAAACACAUAUUCCUCCCUGGAUGUCUUGCAUGUUCAGUCCCACAAGAGGAGAGUCACAGUGAAAUGCAUCGUUCGCCAUCCAGCCUUACACAAUUCUUCUCUGAUGAAUUUCGUAAAAAUUGGACAGAAUCCCUCUGAGGAAUCACACUCCACUUCGAGAACCUCUCAUUGGCCAAGUACAGAAGGUUCAAAAACAGUCUCCCGUUGGCCUGGUACACAGGUGUCAACAGAAAAACCAACAGCUACAGCCUUAGAUUGGCCCAAUACAAAGCGUUCACCAGCAUCAACCCCUGACUCACAACUCAGCCCUCACAGUCAGCCAGCCCACUCAGUGUUUGAAGCUACAGGGUACACACUUGCUAAUGACAGCAGCAGCAACUCAACCAGUACUACCGAUUGGUCGUCAGUGUCCCAGACAACAGAGAACACACCUCAUAAUGGCACAAGAACCAACUCCACUAAUGCUAGAGGAAUCUUCGAUGAGACGGAGAGGCAGAGAGGAAAUGGAAGCAGUGCGCCGUUGCUCAUCUUCCUCGUGACGUGCCUCAUCCUUGGUCUGCUGGUGGUCGUUGUGUUCUUUGUAAUCAAGCUGAGGAGGGCUCACAUACUCUGGAAGAAAGAAAAUGAAGACUCUGAUCAAUCUGUGGAGAGCAGCAGAUCAAAAUCAAGCAAUGAAGAGAAACAAUCCAGAAGAAGGGGAAAUGGACUUUUUAACAUUGGAUUCACAAAGUAUGUCGUUGAGGAACCAAUGGCAACAGAGACGACAACAACAACAAACACCAAAACAGAAGAGGCUCCUGAAAUGCAAAUCAUCCCACAAACAGAUGGAGCAACCCUAAGCCCUCAGAUCAAGGAGACGGAACUGUAAAAAAUGUCAGUGUGUGUGUUUUAAUAUUGGGAAUUCACAUAGAGAAUUCAAAUCAUAAGCACCUAAAAUGUGACAAACAAUAUAUUUUUAUUGUAAUAUUGUUUUAAAACAUAUAACGUUACUGUGAUAUAGUGGAUAAUUAUGUGUGUACACAGGCUCAUAAGCUGCUAUUAUGUAUGAUAUAUAUAUUUUUAAAUCCAAGUUUAUUUUUAUACUGAAAUAAAGGAAAAAUAUACAACAUAAGUAUGGAUUAUUCUGUGGAAGUAUCCCCCCACCUUGUUAAUAGUGUAUAUUCUCGUGUGUAUUUAUUUUAUUCUCUUGUGUACUUUUAUAUUACUUAGUACAACUGCAUUGUUGAGCUUGUAAGCAAGCAUUUCACUGUACUGUUUACACCUGCUGCAUCCUGCGCGUGUAACAAAUAAACUCUGUGUCACGACUUCCGCCGAAAUCGGGUCCUCUCCUUGUUCGGGCGGCGCUCGUUGGUUGGCGUCGCCGGUCUUCUAGCCAUCAUCGAUCCACUUUUCAUUUUCCAUGUGUUUUGUCUUGUUUUUCUUUCAAUUUCCUCAAUUACUUGUUGUGUACUUAACCCUCUGUUCCCCCAUGUCUUUGUGUGGGAUUGUUUAUUGUAGUGCUUGUGCACGUUCCCCGUGAGCGCACAACGGGUUAUUUUUGUGCCCAUGUAUCUUGGCGUUCUGGAUGCUGUUGGUUUUGCUAAAUAAAUCUCCGGUUAUCACC